This is a messenger RNA of Colossoma macropomum (tambaqui), 2432 nucleotides long. It is a transcript of the gene nfs1, whose product is annotated as NFS1 cysteine desulfurase. Gene Ontology annotation, cellular component: nucleus; mitochondrion; cytosol. Lineage: Eukaryota; Metazoa; Chordata; Actinopteri; Characiformes; Serrasalmidae. The transcript is spliced from 13 exons. Gene Ontology annotation, molecular function: cysteine desulfurase activity; pyridoxal phosphate binding. Gene Ontology annotation, biological process: [2Fe-2S] cluster assembly. The record is from RefSeq and is a predicted model, not a curated record. Bases 218 to 1576 code for a protein of 452 amino acids.
ACAGCGUUUAUCCGUCCACAGUACAGUCGCGUCUUGUGUAAGCGCCGCUCUCUGGGCGCUCUGGGUGAAGCGAGUCGAAUUUAGUGUGUCAUGCGCUCUGUGCUGGCGCUAUUUGGAUAACGGCAGUACUUAGCUGCAGGGAAACUUUAUUUCCUGCGAGUGACUAUUAACAACCCACUUGUAAUUUUUCUGUCGCGAAUAAACCAGUCGUUGCUUAAUGAUGAUGAGCAAGAACGUUACGAGGACGCUUUUGAGCUCCAUACGUGGGAUUUCUUCAAGCCUUCGCCUGAAUUACCCGCAGAGUUCUGUCAGUGCCUCGAAGAGAGAUAGAGAGGUGAUCAAAAGUAGGGAGCUGGAGAAAGAUGAGCUCCGACCGCUGUACAUGGACUUUCAGGCAACAACACCGAUGGAUCCCAGAGUUCUGGAUGCUAUGCUCCCUUACCAAGUGAACUACUAUGGCAAUCCACACUCUAGGACACAUGCUUAUGGGUGGGAAAGUGAGGCUGCAAUGGAAAAAGCGAGAAAACAAGUAGCAGAUCUUAUUGGGGCUGAUCCACGAGAAAUUGUGUUUACUAGUGGUGCCACAGAGUCCAACAAUAUGUCAAUCAAAGGUGUGGCCCGCUUCUAUAAGGCCAAGAAGAAGCAUGUCAUCACCACACAGAUCGAGCAUAAGUGUGUGCUGGACUCCUGUCGUGUCCUAGAGUCUGAGGGCUUUGAAGUAACAUACCUACCUGUGAAAAGCAAUGGUCUAAUUGACCUCCAGCAACUAGAUGAAACAAUACGUCCAGAUACCAGCUUGGUGUCUAUCAUGAUGGUUAACAAUGAGAUUGGAGUCAAACAGCCAAUUGAAGAGAUAGGUCACAUCUGUAGGUCCAAGAAUGUGUUCUUCCACACUGAUGCAGCCCAAGCUAUUGGAAAAAUCCCCAUCAAUGUCUCUGACUUAAAAGUGGAUUUGAUGUCCAUUAGUGGUCACAAAAUAUAUGGCCCCAAAGGUGUCGGGGCUCUGUAUGUAAGGAGGAGGCCAAGGGUUCGCAUCGAGCCGCUGCAGAGCGGAGGGGGACAGGAGAGAGGGCUGCGCUCAGGCACAGUACCCACCCCCUUGGCUGUGGGACUGGGGGCUGCCUGUGAGCUUGCCCAGCAAGAGAUGGAGUAUGACCAUGCCCGAGUGUCUGUGCUUGCUAAUCGCCUUGUGCAGAAGAUAAUGUCUGAGAUUCCAGAUGUUGUGAUGAAUGGAGAUCCAGAACAGAGAUACCCCGGAUGUAUCAAUUUAUCAUUUGCCUAUGUUGAGGGUGAGAGUCUGCUGAUGGCUUUAAAGGAUGUUGCACUAUCCUCUGGGAGUGCAUGCACCUCUGCUUCAUUGGAGCCUUCCUAUGUACUGAGGGCAAUAGGAGCAGAUGAGGACCUGGCCCAUUCUUCAAUCAGGUUUGGAAUUGGGCGCUUUACCACAGAGGAGGAAGUGGACUACACAGCUGAGAAGUGCAUUCAACAGGUUAGACGACUACGAGAGAUGAGUCCUUUGUGGGAGAUGGUGCAGGAGGGUAUUGAUCUGAAGAGCAUCAAGUGGACACAGCAUUGAACCACCUCUCAGGGAGAAAUGCUAGAGGAUCACUGGAGUACAAAUACUUUUAUAUAGUAUUUUUGAAAACACCUAGGACUUCUCUUUCCUCAAAGAAACACGCACAAUUUUAUUAUUUGAGAAUUGAGAAUGUUCAUUAAGCAGGUGGUAGCGUUUUGUACUAGUGCAUUGGGGUUUUAAAUCGUUCAGAUUGCAGAGAUAGUUUGUUUCUGCUUUCUUCAGCUGACCACAAAGGAAAUAACUUGUUCUCAGAAUUAGGUUUUACCACAAAAUACAUGCACUUUGCUUAUUAGUGCAUAUUUGGACUCUGUGGAGUAGUUUUGUUCAAAUUACUGUUUUUUAGGUAAUUAACACUACUAAAACAAUCCUUUUCUGUAUUAAGUCUUUGUCUCCCACAAUAUAGUAUUGACUUGGAGGCUCACAUUACACCUUGACCUUGGAUCAGAAUUAGGACUUAAGAUACCCGUUACAUUCUUUGGUGUAUGUUUUGUGUAUACCAUCUUUAUAUAGUCAGAACAGUACCAAGGACAGAUGCUGUUCUUUUAUGAUUAGAGAGAUGUGUAUUUAAGUGUGAUGAGAACAUACCUAGUGGUAUCAUUGGGAAAAAAAUGUGAAUUAAAAUCUAAAUAAUCUCAGAACAGAAUAUGGAUUGUCAAUAAAUCUUAUCCUCAUUUGUCACAUGCCCAUUUGUUACACAUACUGAGUAAGGAGUUAUCCAUGCAUGCAGUAUGAGUCCUCAUAACUUUUCCACAAAGGCAGUUUACAGUUAAACUAAUUUAAUCAGGUAUGUUGUUGUGUAGACAUCGUCACCAUUCCAGUCACAAAUGUAUCUUACUAAUAAACAACUACAAAGACA